This is a messenger RNA of Vespa crabro (European hornet), 2614 nucleotides long. RefSeq names its product CDK-activating kinase assembly factor MAT1 (gene Mat1). Lineage: Eukaryota; Metazoa; Arthropoda; Insecta; Hymenoptera; Vespidae. Gene Ontology annotation, molecular function: cyclin-dependent protein serine/threonine kinase activator activity. The record is from RefSeq and is a predicted model, not a curated record. The coding region runs from base 291 to 1253 and encodes 320 amino acids. Gene Ontology annotation, cellular component: transcription factor TFIIH holo complex. The transcript is spliced from 2 exons. Gene Ontology annotation, biological process: regulation of transcription by RNA polymerase II; positive regulation of cyclin-dependent protein serine/threonine kinase activity; nucleotide-excision repair.
AUGAAAAUGUGUUUAUGAGAAUUAAAGUGAAAUGCUUGUCACAUUAUAAACGUUUUGCGAGAGCUGUAUUGUUUGUACAUUACGUGAGAUAUAUAUAAUUAACUAGAUUAGCUAUUGUAAAAAAUUUUACAUUAAAAUAAAAUAACAAUCAUAUUCGUUUAUGUCAUACAUCUCAUCAUUUAUACCUAUCCAUUCAAAAAGAUAAAUUUAUUAUUGGAUGAUUUGUUACACCUCAAAAUUAUAGGUUAUUUUAUUUGAUAGUAUUGUUAGUUUAUAAAUAUCUUAUUGCAAUGGAUGAUCAAGCUUGUCCAAGAUGCAAAACUACAAAAUAUCGAAAUCCAUCAUUAAAGAUGAUGGUAAAUGUUUGUGGGCAUACCCUAUGUGAGAACUGUGUAGACCUAUUAUUUUUAAAAGGUUCUGGAUCCUGCCCAGAAUGUCACAUUCCACUGCGUAGAACUAAUUUUCGAGUUCAAAUGUUUGAAGAUCCUAUGGUAGAGAAAGAAGUAAAUAUCAGAAAAAAAAUACUUAGGGAUUUUAACAAAAAGGAAGAAGAUUUUGCUACAUUGCGCGAAUACAAUGAUUAUUUGGAAGAAGUUGAAAAUAUAAUAUAUAAUUUAGCCAAUGAUAUUGAUGUACUUGAAACAAAUAAGAAAAUAGAUCAGUAUAAAAAAGAUAACAAGGAUCAAAUAAAUAAGAGCAAAUCUAAACUUGGUAGAAAAGAAUAUGAAUUAGAAGAAUUGUUAGAAUUAGAAAAACAGCAGGAAGAAGAAAGACGGCUAGAGCUUGCUAGAGAAGAAAUGGAAGCAAAGAAAAAAAAGAUCAGAGAUAAAGAGGCUUUAAUAGAUGAACUUACAUUCUCUGAAGGCAAUGCAAAAAAUAUUGUUGAUACGUUUGCAUCAGCAAUACAGAAUUCCAAGAAAGAAGCAAAGACUGCCUCUCCAAAAGCUACUCAAUUUAGUACAGGAAUAAAGUUUGGAAAACAAGGAACACAAAACUACUUACAAAUUCCAAAAGUAGAAGAAGGACCAAUGUUUACAUAUAUUCCUCUUAGACAACAAACAGAAGGACCAGUUGUUCCUACUUGGCGUGAAAUUCAAACUCGAGGAUACAUAUCACAUGUUCGUGCCGAGACAAAAGCAGAAAGAGCAGGAGGAUUUAAAGCACAUGUUGCAUGUUUAAGAGCAUUACAAGAAGCUAUGGCUAGUUUAUACCACAAUCCUUCACAACAUACAACAGAAUUUACAACAGUUUGAUUCUAAAUAUUAUUGUAACAUUUUGUGAUAUUUUCUUUUCACGUGAUACAUACAAAACCAUAAUCCGAAGUCUAUGAUUGGCUCUCAACUGUAGAAGACUAUUAAAGAUAAACGUACAAAUACAUUUAAACUACGUGCCAAAAGCUGUAAGUGCCUCUGUUCCAUAGGUAUUGCCUUUAUACUAACUGCUAUAGUUAACAAAUGGUAUUAAUAAUUUUACAAAAAACAUAAAGUGUUUGCUAUCUCAUUAUUUUCUUUUCGAUAUAUGUAAAUGUUGUCUUAGUAAGUUAAUGUAGCUUAUAGAUAGUUAUACAGUUAUAAGUAUUUAAACAAAAAAUUAAUCUAUAUGUAUAUUGCGUUCAUUGAAUUUUUAAUUUAGGAGAAAAAAUAGUCCAAUAAAUUAUUGGAAUUUAGAAAUUAAUCUAUCAAAAAGAAGAAAUAAUAUAUUUUAUUAUCAUAAAAUUAUUAUAUCAUUGAAUUAUCUCUCUGAAAAAGGAUGGAAAUAUGUUAUCAGGGAUAUAUUUUAUGUGUAUAUAUGAGAUAUUCCAUUUAAAUCAAUCCCCUCGAAUACAGUAAUACAAAAAAUAUUAGAAAUAAAAAUUAAAUAGUUCCAUGAAGUACAUAAUGUGAUUCAUAUGGGACAUAUGAAGAUCAACUGUGUUCUUUAAAUUAAAUCAUAUGUUUUUGAUUGUAUUGGUCAAUGUAGUUCGUCAUUCUCUAUAAAAAAGUAUUAACCUAUGUAUAUCGAAAAAGUCAUCAGUUCAGAAAAUAUUUUAAUUAUAAUAUUACUCUCUGUAAGAAACUAUCACUCUCCUAUUACAACUAAGGUAAUACUACUUUUAUUACAUUUUAGUAAAUACCAUUUAUAUAUGAUAAAUAUACUUUGAAAAAUUAAAAUAUUUAUGUAUGAAACAUGCAACAAAUUACUUUUGUUCUAAAUGUGAUUAAAACAGUGGUGUGUAAAUAGUUUAGCUUAAAUACUUACAUUUAAUAUUAUAUACAUUUAAUGUAGAAAAAUUAUAAUGUAAGUGAAGAAUCGUAGUAUAAUUCAUGAACAUUUAAUUAUUACAUAAUAAUAAUAUAUAAUAAUCGAAACCAUGUAACUAUUUAAACAAUAAUGUAUCUCUAAACUUUAUGUGGCUACUAUACCACGUGAAUAUAAAAUAAUUUUAAUAUCAAAUUUUAUCUGCAGAAUUGAAACUCGUAGAAAUAGAAUAAAAAAUAUAACAAAAAAGGUACCGGUCUUUGAACAACUUCAAUAAUUGACAAAUUAUUUUAAUAUUCGAUUUCAACGAAUCUACGUUGUAUUAAUAACGUAUAUAAAUAGAAUAAAAGUAAUCUUUUGAAUGGUUAAGAGAAAA